AUGUUAUCCAAAGAUAUUUUAUAUGAUAUUUUUUCGUCUUUAUCUGGAUGCAAGAUUCCAUCUCAAUCAUCAGAACAAAUACUUCACUCAAUCGAGGAUCAAUAUAAAUAUUUAGAAAUCAUUCACAAAGAAAAUUCUGUUAAUGAAAUCGUAGAAAAUUACUCAUUUUUUCAAAACUGCGAUGGAUUCUUUAAUAGAAUCUCUUCGUUAUGCUAUAACUUAAUAGAUUCUGAGCACUUAUCAUCAAAAAUUAUUGGAAUUACAUCACUUACUAAAUUAUUUCUUCAAGUCCCAAUUCAACUUGCAUCUUUCAAUGGAUUUAUGAAUAAAAUCAUUAGCACACUCAAAGAUAAGUCAAUGCCUCUUCAUUUAAGAAUAAUUGCUUCAAAUUGUUUGUUUGAAAUACAAAAAGCACAUCCCGAACUAAUGAAAAUAAAAGAUAAUGAGCUAUUUCAGAUAGCUAAUGACAUCCCAACUCAAACUUUUAUUCCGCCAAUUCUUCAAUCGAAUAACCCUGAUAAUCCAAUGCUCGACUCAUUUGUAAAUCAAAGAUUUUACGCAUUGAAUCCUUUUGAGAAACUUGUUUUUACUCCAAAAAUCUUUUAUCCAGAAAAUACAAUUCCAAAUGAUCCGAUUCAAUUAAAUAAUUUUCUAGAGCACAAAUCAAUAAAUAAAUCUCAAGCCUUGUCGAUUUUGGAGAAUCCAAUGUCAUCAUUUGGUCUUUCUACUGUAAUCGAAAGAUCUUCCCAAGAAUUCAACUUUUCUGCUGAAGAACUCAUCCAUGAAACUGAUUCUGUAUCAACUAUUUCCCUUAAAAGCCAACUUUUACCUCCAACAAUUGAUACAAUUCUUGGAUCUCAAAUUCUUUCCAAUUUCUCAAGCCAUUCAUCCGAAUCCACACUUGUUAAAUCAAUAUUUAACUUAUCACUCCGAUUCCCUCCUCAAGAUGUUGUUUCUUUUUUCCAAAAAUUUUAUCCAAGUUCUCAAGCUCUUGAUGCGCAUUGGUAUAACUUAUUCAAGCAUCAAAAUGAAGCUACCAAAAAUACUUUGAUCUGCUUUAUGGCCCAAUAUCCUUCGAGAAAAGCAUUUAUUAAAGCAUCCAUUAAAUUUGAGCCAUUUUAUUCAGUUCCUGCUAUUUAUAACAUCGACAAAGAAGAUAAUGAUAUGUGUAAAUUACUUUCUACUCCAUUAAAAGAAGGGAAAGCCUUGGCUUCAAUAUUUGCAAAAGAAAAAUUGUCAAAUAUGCCAGAAGUCAAAGAUAUCAAUGAAAAAAUUGAACCAAAAGAUAUUGAAUUCGUUCCUGAUAUGUUUACAAUUCAAAAUAACGAGAUUCACGUUUAUAAUCAAUAUUCUGCUUUAGUUGUCUUGACAAUUGCUGCAAAACGGAAACUCAAAGAGCCCAUUGUUGGCAUUACUGUCACUGCUUCAUGUCCAGAGUGUUUCCACGCUGAUGGAUCGAGAACUAUUCCGAUUUCGGACUUUUCUAUGCCAGAAGAAGUCGCUAUCGAAAUGAUUGCCAAGAAAGCAGCAAAUACACGAAUGAAUUUCCGUGUUGUUUUCUCAACUCUUUCUGGAGAAACAAAAUACACAAUUAUUGAACCUAUAAAUAUUCAAAUGUUCCAGCUUUUCUCUUCUAGCGACGCAGAUUUCUUAAUGGCGUGUGCAGGAACUCAAGAAAGUCGCUUAUUUUUGCAAAUUAAAAUGAAUGAUUUGGAAAACCUUCUAAGACAAACGGUUUUCGGAGUUUCUUUAGUUAAUGAAGGUAGAGAAAUGCACUGCGUUGUUACAACUCCUGAUGGACAGCUUAUUGGAUUAAGAUUCAUUCAGAAUGGAAAUGGAAUAACAGUUGUGAUGAAAGCAAAUGAUAUUUCGUAUGUUGCCUCUAUUGAUAGCUUCUUAAGAAUUAUUCAUAAUAUUGUUAAUAAAAAUUAA
Trichomonas vaginalis G3 is the source of this 1932-nucleotide messenger RNA. RefSeq lists its product as uncharacterized. The transcript has a single exon. The coding region runs from base 1 to 1932 and encodes 643 amino acids. The record is from RefSeq and is a predicted model, not a curated record. NCBI's taxonomy places the organism in Eukaryota, Parabasalia, Trichomonadida, Trichomonadidae.